Messenger RNA from Chironomus riparius, 2660 nucleotides. Lineage: Eukaryota; Metazoa; Arthropoda; Insecta; Diptera; Chironomidae. The record is from the annotation of a GenBank genome assembly.
AUUUUGGAUAUUAAAGAAAAGAGAGAACUGAAGAAAGUGUAAGGUACUUAAAAGGUUUCUAUCCGAAUGACAGCGUUAAAAGGAUUAAAAUUUGGAUUGGAAGUGUUGUCUAAAGUAUGGUUUUUGUAUCUGGAAACGCUAUGAAAUUAUCAUCCCAAUUAUCGCCGGAUGAUGAGCCAAUUGAGCAAAAAUUAAACGUAAAUAUACCAAAAUCACCUUCGUUUCAUAGCGGUUUGGACUUAGUCGCUGGAAAUAAAUACGUAAACAUAUCAAAAUUUAAUUUCACAAACGAUAUGAAUGGAAAUAAUAAUAAAACGACCGCUGCUGAGCAGCAAUCAAGUCAGCAAACAAUUUUUUCAUUCACAAAGUUCUUUACACAAUCAAAUCCACUGAAUAAUUUAAAUAUAACAAGCAGUAUCGUCCCUCCACUGCUUCAAAGGCAGAAUUCUGCACCGCAAAAUCAACAACAACAGCAGCAUCAGCAACAAGCAACUCAAUAUAAUGAUAUUUACAAGAUAAAUAAUGUAAAUAAGCCUCCAAUGACAUCUUCAUCAGGCCAGCCAGAUUUACAGAGGAAAUAUUCAUUGCCAGUUAAUUCGAAACCGAUGCAUCCAAUGAUUCCAACGCCUCACAAUUUGGCACAACAAUUUCAUCCACCACCAAAUAUCGUCCGUAAACAAUCAGCACCAGCAAUUACGCCAUCUCAAUCUGUCCUACAAUCACAGUCACAGAUUCAACAAGGAAGUCCGAGUCGUGCAAGAGAUCGCAAUUUAUUUGAUAAAGUGUGCUUGAGUCAAGAUGUAACUCAAUUGCCGCUCCUGAAAGAAACUGAUGCCAACGAACGUGAAGACUUGUUCAUUAAGAAAAUUCGUCAGUGCUGCGUAUUGUAUGACUUUACCGAGCCUCUCGACGACUUGAAAUGGAAAGAGAUGAAACGAAAUGCACUGCAGGAAAUGGUAGAAUAUAUUAAUAAUAAUAAUGGUGUAAUAACAGAAGCUGUUUAUCCUGAAAUGAUACAAAUGUUUGCAAUUAAUCUCUUCCGAACAUUACCACCACCAAGUAAUCCAAGUGGGGCUGAAUUUGAUCCCGAAGAGGAUGAACCGACACUCGAGUCAUCGUGGCCUCAUCUGCAGAUUGUUUAUGAGCUGUUUUUACGCUUCUUAGAAUCGCCAGAUUUUCAACCAAAUGUCGCAAAACGUCACAUUGAUAGUCAGUUUGUAUUGAGAUGUCUUGAUCUCUUCGAUUCCGAAGAUCCACGUGAACGUGACUUCCUCAAAACGGUCUUGCACCGCAUUUAUGGAAAGUUUUUGGGACUUCGAGCAUUUGUUAGAAAACAAAUCAAUAAUGUAUUUUAUAGGUUUGUUUACGAGACAGAACAUCAUAAUGGAGUUGCAGAACUUUUAGAAAUUCUCGGAUCAAUUAUUAAUGGUUUUGCACUGCCAUUAAAGGAGGAACAUAAAGCGUUUUUGUUGAAGGCAUUGUUGCCAUUACAUAAAGUCAAAAGUCUAUCCGUGUAUCAUCCGCAGUUAGCUUAUUGUGUUGUACAGUUCCUUGAAAAAGAUCCAAGUCUGACGGAGCCUGUUAUUAAAGGUUUAUUGAAAUUUUGGCCGAAAACUCAUAGUCCAAAAGAAGUCAUGUUCCUCAAUGAAUUAGAAGAGAUUCUUGACGUCAUCGAGCCAGCUGAGUUUCAGAAAGUGAUGGUGCCACUAUUCACACAAAUUGCAAAAUGUGUAAGCUCUCCACACUUCCAGGUCGCUGAGCGAGCUUUAUAUUAUUGGAAUAAUGACUAUAUCAUGUCCCUCAUAACUGAAAAUUCAUCAGUCAUUCUACCGAUUAUGUUUCCCGCUCUUUACAACAACUCAAAAACACAUUGGAAUAAAACAAUUCAUGGGCUUAUCUAUAAUGCCAUUAAGUUAUUUAUGGAAAUGAAUCAUAAGCUCUUCGACGAAUGCAAUAGCAAGUUUAAGAAUGAAAGACAAUUAGAAACAGAACUUUAUGCAAAGCGAGAAGAGGUAUGGAAGGAGAUCGAAGAACUGGCACGGAAAAACAAUCCGAAAUUCGAGAGUCUAAUAAAUCAAAUGGAGUUCCUGUCAAUCUCCAAUCAGAACAACAACGAUUACAAUCUUAAUGAGGAUGACUACGCGAAUGAAAAAUAUGACCAAUAUUCAAAAGAUGCUCGCAAUUUGCGCAACAUGGACAAGCCUUUGUUAAGAAAGAAAUCGGAAUUGCCGCAAGAUUCUGGAGUUGCAAAAGCGCUUACUAAUUAUAAACGUGCUGAUGAAUUUCUCAAAACAACACCCGAUACAAAUAAAUGCUAGAAAAUAAUCUAGACAGCAACAAUAAUAAAUUAUAGAUAUAAAGAACAUUACUAACAAUUAUCCUCUCAACUUAUGAAAUAUCUCAAAUUUUUUUCUCCAUCCUUUCAAAUUCGUGUUCAACCUCAUCUUUUUACAAUACAUUACAAUAACUUCUUUUUGCAUAGGAAACAUGUUAACUGUAGAUAAUGCGAAAAUGAUUUUAAUUAUUAUUUUGUCUUCUGUAUUUUUUAGUCAUCAUAAAAGAAUUGUGGCGCACAUGUUUUCUAUUUCUAUACAUGAUUAUUAUAAAUAUUUUAAAAAUAUAAUGACGAUGAUGAAGAAUCGCAAUCUAGUAAUGGGGAU